AUGGAUUCUUCUUCAACUUCCUCAGUUCCAAGCCAGAAUGUUACGACAAUUCAAGUGGACUCACAACCAAUAGAUUACAGUACAGUUACAUAUCUUCAAACAGUGAAAGAAGCAUCAAAAAUCCAAACAAGAUUAAAUUUUCUCGAAACAGCUUUAACAGAAAUGCUCGCUCAUGAGUCACAAUUAUAUAUCAAACUUGAAGAAACAGAUGGUAAGCUGCGUUGGAGAGCUGAAUGCGAGGAAAGAGUUAAUCCUGUUGAUCUUAAGUUUUUCCUUACGACACAGCAGGACGAAUUCUUUGCACCUGAAGUCGUUGGACAGGUGGAACCAAUAAUACGCGAAUUACAAAGAAUUAAAAACGACAUUUUAUUGCUUGAAAAUGAACAAAACACUUUAAGAGAAAAAUUACGAAAAAUAUUACCUAAUCUUAAGCCUCCGACUAAAUCUGAUAAGAAAGGUGGCAAUAGAUCAACUCCUAAGAAAUAA
This is a messenger RNA of Trichomonas vaginalis G3, 486 nucleotides long. RefSeq lists its product as uncharacterized. The transcript has a single exon. The record is from RefSeq and is a predicted model, not a curated record. Lineage: Eukaryota; Parabasalia; Trichomonadida; Trichomonadidae. Bases 1 to 486 code for a protein of 161 amino acids.